Molecule: messenger RNA, 3954 nt
Organism: Chanos chanos (milkfish)
Lineage: Eukaryota; Metazoa; Chordata; Actinopteri; Gonorynchiformes; Chanidae
Gene: flii
Product: FLII actin remodeling protein
Exons: 30
Coding region: 22-3804 (1260 amino acids)
Biological process (GO): barbed-end actin filament capping; actin filament severing; actin polymerization or depolymerization
Cellular component (GO): nucleus; cytoplasm; actin cytoskeleton
Molecular function (GO): actin filament binding; phosphatidylinositol-4,5-bisphosphate binding
Source: RefSeq, a predicted model, not a curated record
UUCUGAUAUCCUCAAUCCGUAAUGGCUGCCACCGGAGUUCUCCCCUUCAUCAGGGGGGUAGACCUGAGUGGGAACGACUUUAAAGGGGGUUAUUUUCCGGAACAUGUCAAAUCCAUGACCAGCCUGCGAUGGCUGAAACUCAACAGAACCGGACUUUGCUAUCUUCCAGAAGAAUUGGCCUCCCUCCAGAAACUGGAGCAUUUGUCAGUAAGUCACAACAGCCUGACAACGUUACAUGGCGAGCUCUCCAGUCUCCCAAACCUGAGGGCCGUGGUAGCGAGAGCAAACAACCUAAAGAAUACAGGAAUUCCAGACGACAUCUUUCAGCUGGAUGACCUUUCUGUGCUGGACCUGAGCUACAACCAACUGACUGAGAUUCCGAGGGAUCUAGAAAAUUCUAGGAACAUGCUUGUCCUCAACCUAAGUCACAAUGGCAUUGAGACAAUACCUAAUCAGCUGUUCAUAAACCUUACCGAUCUCCUGUACCUGGACCUUAGUGAUAAUAAGUUGGAUAGCCUGCCCCCUCAGAUGAGACGCCUGGUCCACUUACAGACUUUGAUACUCAAUAACAACCCCCUUAUGCACGCACAGUUGAGACAAUUACCUGCUAUGGUAGCCCUCCAAACUCUACACCUGAGAAACACGCAGCGCACUCAAAGCAACAUGCCAACAAGUUUGGAAGGCCUCACUAAUCUUGCGGAUGUGGAUCUGUCCUGUAACGAUUUGACCCGGGUGCCUGAGUGUCUCUAUUCGCUGACCAACCUGAAACGCCUGAACCUGAGCAGUAAUCAGAUAUCAGAACUGUCGCUCUGCAUUGAUCAGUGGACCCACCUCGAGACCCUGAAUCUGUCAAGGAACCAACUCACAUCCCUGCCAUCUGCAGUAUGUAAGCUGUCCAAGCUGAAGAAGUUGUAUUUGAACUCAAACAAACUGGAUUUUGAUGGUUUGCCAUCUGGUGUUGGGAAGCUGGCUAAUCUGGUUGAGUUCAUGGCAGCCAAUAACAAUUUGGAGCUUAUUCCUGAAGGCUUGUGCAGGUGUGGAAAACUGAAGAAACUGGUCUUAAAUAAGAACCGCCUGGUCACAUUGCCUGAAGCAAUCCAUUUCCUCACUGAUCUGGAAGUUCUAGAUGUUCGUGAGAACCCCAACCUGGUCAUGCCCCCUAAACCUGUGGAUCGGGCGGCUGAGUGGUACAACAUCGAUUUCUCUUUACAAAACCAACUGCGACUGGCUGGCGCGUCUCCGGCCACUGUGGCCGCAGCUGGUGGAGGAAACAGUCCCCGAGAUCCGAUGGCCAGGAAGAUGAGGCUGAGGCGGCGUAAGGACUCAGCCCAGGAUGACCAGGCCAAGCAAGUGCUGAAGGGCAUGUCGGAUGUGGCCCAGGAAAAGAACAAGUCCAUCGAGGAGAAUGGGGAUUUGAAAUACUCGGACCUGAAGUCCAAGCGCUGGGACAAGAACCUGGAGAAACCGCAGCUGGAUUACUCGGAGUUCUUCGUGGAGGACGUGGGUCAGAUCCCGGGGCUGUCCGUGUGGCAGAUCGAGAACUUUGUGCCCAUCCAGGUGGACGAGGCCUUCCACGGAAAGUUCUACGAAGCUGACUGCUACAUUGUGCUUAAGACAUAUCUGGAUGAGAACGGAGCCUUGAACUGGCAGAUCUUUUACUGGAUCGGGCAGGAAGCCACGCUGGAUAAGAAGGCCUGCUCCGCCAUCCACGCUGUCAACCUGCGGAAUUACUUGGGAGCCGAGUGCCGGACGGUCAGGGAGGAGAUGGGAGACGAGAGCGAAGAGUUCACAGAGGUGUUUGACAACGAAAUCUCUUACAUUGAGGGUGGUACAGCCAGUGGGUUCUACACAGUAGAGGACACACAGUACUCAAGCAGACUUUAUCGGGUAUAUGGGAAGAAGAACAUCAAAUUGGAGUCUGUACCUCUGAAGGCAUCAUCUCUGGACCCGCGAUUCGUGUUCCUAGUCGACUGUGGUCUUGCAAUCUAUGUGUGGAGAGGAGCCAAUGCCACACUCAGUGGUACCACCAAAGCCAGGUUAUUUGCUGAGAAAAUCAAUAAGAACGAGAGGAAAGGAAAGGCAGAGAUCAUCACACUGAUGCAAAAUCAGGAACCUCCGGAGUUUUGGGAAAUUCUUGGAGGACAGCCUGAGGAAAUCAAGAAACAUGUUCCGGAUGAUUUUGCUCCCGUCCGACCCAAACUCUACAAGGUUGGCCUGGGCCUGGGAUACCUUGAGCUCCCUCAGAUUAACUACAAGCUUUCAGUGGAACACAAGAACAAGUUCAAACUGGACGUGCUACCGGAGCUCCGACUGCUCCAAAGUCUUUUGGACACUAAAGGAGUCUACAUCCUAGACUGCUGGUCUGAAGUCUUCAUCUGGAUCGGACGCAAGUCCCCGAGACUCGUCAGAGCGGCUGCUCUCAAACUGGGUCAAGAAGUGUGUGGCAUGCUGCAUCGGCCCAAGCACGCUGUGGUCAUUCGAAACCUGGAGGGAACCGAGUGUCAGGUUUUCAAAUCGAAGUUCAAGAACUGGGAUGACGUACUGAAAGUGGACUACACCAGAAACGCUGAGAGCGUGCAGCAGAAUGCCAGCCUGUCAGGCAAGGUGAAAAAAGACGCAGAGAAGAAGGACCAGAUGAAAGCAGACCUCACUGCCCUGUUCCUCCCCAGGCAACCGCCCAUGCCUCUCACAGAGGCAGAGCAGAUGAUGGAGGAGUGGAACGAAGACCUAGACGGGAUGGAGGGAUUCGUGCUGGAGGGGAAGAAAUUUGCACGACUGCCGGAGGAAGAGUUUGGGCACUUCCACACUCAGGACUGUUACGUCUUCCUCUGCAGGUACUGGGUCCCCGUGGAGUAUGAGGACGAUCAGGGGAAAGGCAAGGAAAAAGGAGAGGAGGAGGGAGAGGAUGAAGACAAACAACCCGAGGAAGACUUCCAGUGCGUGGUGUAUUUCUGGCAGGGCCGCGAAGCGUCCAACAUGGGCUGGUUAACGUUUACGUUCAGCCUGCAGAAGAAGUUUGAGAGCCUGUUCCCGGGAAAACUGGAGGUUGUGAGGAUGACUCAGCAGCAGGAGAACCUUAAGUUCCUGUCUCACUUUAAGAGGAAGUUCAUUAUCCACAAAGGGAAGAGGAAGAUGAAGGUGGACAGUGUGCAGCCAAGCCUGUAUCAUAUCAGGACCAAUGGCAGUGCACUCUGUACCAGGACCAUCCAGAUAGCUACAGACUCCGGCAAUCUGAACUCUGAAUUCUGUUUCAUUCUAAAGGUGCCAUUUGAAAGCACAGACAACCAGGGCAUAGUGUACACCUGGGUGGGCCGGGCAGCAGAUCCGGAUGAGGCUAAACUGGCAGAGGAUAUUAUGAACUCCAUGUUCGAUGACACUUACAGCAAACAGGUGAUUAAUGAGGGGGAGGAACCUGAAAACUUCUUCUGGGUGGGCAUUGGCUCACAGAAGCCUUACGAUGAAGACGCAGACUACAUGAAAUACGCCAGACUGUUCAGGUGCUCUAAUGAAAAGGGCUACUUUGCUGUGUCAGAGAAGUGCUCUGACUUCUGUCAGGAUGACCUUGCUGAUGAUGACAUCAUGCUUUUGGACAAUGGCAAAGAGGUUUACAUGUGGGUGGGUACACAGACCAGUCAGGUUGAGAUUAAACUCAGUCUGAAGGCUUGUCAGGUUUACAUUCAGCACAUGCGCUCCAAAGACCCCGAGCACCCCAGGAAGCUCCGGCUGGUGCGCAAAGGCAACGAGCCACACUGCUUCACCCGCUGCUUUCAUGCCUGGAGCACCUUUAAAACUGCACCCGCAUAGACCACACACACACACACACACACACACAGUCCAUACACAUCCCAACACAUCCAUCAACAGUACUCUUCACAUAUCAAUGUACAUCACCAACAAGAAGGCUACAGUAAUUUCCUCUGUGCAUUGCGCUAUAGUAGUACUUUGUUUGAAAAG